Messenger RNA from Aspergillus chevalieri, 762 nucleotides. RefSeq lists its product as uncharacterized. The record is from RefSeq and is a predicted model, not a curated record. The transcript has a single exon. Bases 1 to 762 code for a protein of 253 amino acids. Lineage: Eukaryota; Fungi; Ascomycota; Eurotiomycetes; Eurotiales; Aspergillaceae.
AUGGCACGCAUCUUCAUAACUGGCUCCAGUGAUGGCAUCGGCCAAGCCGCCGCCCGCAUCCUCGCAGACCGAGGCCACUCUGUCGUACUACACGCGAGAAACACAGACCGCGCCGCCGCAACCCACCGCGCAGUCCCCAAAGCCGAAGCCGUCCUAGUAGGCGACCUGCGCUCAAUCGCCGAGACAAAGAAACUAGCCCAAGAAGCCAAAGGGCCGUUUGACGCGAUCAUACACAAUGCGGGGAUUGGCUAUGGGUCUACGUCUAGUCGGGAGAUCACUGCUGAUAGACUGUCUGCUGUGUUCUCUGUUAACACACUCGCGCCGUAUAUCCUCACUUGUUUAAUGGAGAGGCCAACGUCGCGGUUGCUGUUUAUGAGUUCGGAUAGUCACUACGGCGGCGAUGAGAGUUUGAGGAAUGUGACGCAGAGCCAUUCGUACAGUGACAGUAAAUUGCAUGAUACUAUGCUGGCCAAUGCGUUUGCGAGGCGGUGGGGGGAGGAAAUUCAGGUUGUGAGCAUGCAUCCCGGUUGGGUGCGGACUAAGAUGGGAGGUUCGAUGGCUCCGGGGGGAAUGGAUAAGCCGGCGAGGGCGUUGGCGGAUUGGGCUGUUGGACAGGGGAAAUUGGCUGGUUUGAGGAGUGGGGCGUUUUUUACUACGAGUGGAGAGGAUUCGGCGCAUCCGGGGGCUGGGAAUGUGAAUAAGCAGGAGGAGUUAUUGAGGAUUUGCAGGGAGGUUUCUGGGGUGGGUGUUCCAGGUGAAUAG